Molecule: messenger RNA, 2433 nt
Organism: Salvelinus fontinalis (brook trout)
Lineage: Eukaryota; Metazoa; Chordata; Actinopteri; Salmoniformes; Salmonidae
Exons: 3
Coding region: 1-1395 (464 amino acids)
Source: RefSeq, a predicted model, not a curated record
AUGGAAAUUCCUAGGUUCCGGUUCACACCCUCACAGGAGUUGGUCCUCAGGGCCACACCCCAGGCAGUUAAAGUGGCCGCUGACGGCCCCCCUGCCUCGGGUGCUCAGGGCCCUCCUGUGAGGGCUAAGAAGUGGGAGGAAGUGGAGGCAGAGGCUCGAGCCCGCGUCGUCUCCGAGGGAGGUGACCCCGGUGCAGAGAUGGUCGUCCUGAGCCAGUGCACGGUUCAGUUCGGCAAGUACCGGGGCCAGACCUUCAAGUGGAUGAUGGAGAACGACGUGGGCUACAUGGUGCACCUGGGUUUCUCUCUCACUUCCUCUCUCUUUAUCUCUCCUCCCUUUUUGUUUCUCUCCCCCCUUCUUUUUCUCUUUCUCUCUCGCGCCCUUCUGAUUUUCUUUCUCUCCUUUUUCCCUCUCUCCUCUUUUACUCUCUCUCUCCUCUUUUACUCUCUCACUCUCUCUCUCUCUCUUUUACUCUCUCACUCUCCUCUUUUACUCUCUCACUCUCUCUCUCCUCUUACUCUCUCCUCUUUUACUCUCUCCUCUUUUACUCUCUCGCUCUCCUUACUCUCUCGCUCUCCUUUCUCUCUCCCUCUCCUCUUUUACUCUCUCCUUUUUCCCUCGUUUUCUCCUUUUACUCUCUCGCUCUCCUCUUUUACACUCUCGCUCUCCUCUUUUACUCUCUUUCCUUUUUCCCUCGUUUUCUCCUUUUACUCUCUCCUUUUCCCCUCGUUUUCUCCUUUUACUCCCUCUCUCUCCUCUUUUACUCUCUCCUUUUUCCCUCGUUUUCUCCUUUUACUCUCUCGCUCUCCUCUUUUACACUCUCGCUCUCCUCUUUUACUCUCUCUCCUUUUUCCCUCGUUUUCUCCUUUCUUUCUCUCCUCUUUUACUCUCUCGCUCUCCUCUUACUCUCUCACUCUCCUCUUACUCUCUCGCUCUCCUCUUUUACGCUCUCCUUUUUUACUCUCUCCUCUUUUACUCCUUUCUUUCUCUCUCUUUUACUCUCUCUCUCCUCUUUUACUCUCUUUCCUUUUUCCCUCGUUUUACUCUCUCCUCUUUUUCUCUCUCUCUCUCCUCUUUUUCUCUCACUCUCUCUCUCCUCUUUUUCUCACUCUCUCUCUCCUUUUUACUCUCUCUCUCUCUCGCUUUCCUUUUUCCCUUGUUUUCUCCUUUCUUUCUCUCUCCCUCUCUCUCUCCUCUUUUACUCUCACCUCUUUUACUCUCUCCCUCUCUCUCUCCUCUUUUACUCUCUCCCUCUCUCUCUCCUCUUUUACUCUCGCUCUCCUCUUUUACUCUCUACCCUAUUUUUCUUUCUGUCUCUAUUCUCUCUGCCUUUUUUUCCUCUCUCCCCAGUCUGUUUUCUUUCGCUCUCUUUUUCUCUUUCUAUGGACGCAAUAGCACUAUGUGGCCACCAGAUGGAGGAAUUGGAACAAAAUUAACAUGAAGUCACUGCCAUUAUAGGACAAUUUCCAAUGGGAUUUAAAAAACAUUUUUUUUAAUUUAUGGGUAAUAGGAGGAUGCCCCCCCAAAAACAUUAUAUAUAGGGGUAAAAGGGGUCAAAAUAAGGAACGCUUCACGAAUUUGCGUGUCAUCCUUGCGCAGGGGCCAUGCUAAUCUUCUCUGUAUCGUUCCAAUUUUAGUAUAUGUGCUGCCGAAGCGAGCACAAUACAGACAUAGGAGAGGCGCUCAUAUAUAGAGCCCAACCCCCCUGAUGUUUCGGGUCCUGGUUUGGGUCAAACAGACCUUCAGAGGCUCAACAACCACCCUGAGAAGAUUCCCACGGGAUAUUGUAUAGACAUGAACCUGGUAGGGGUAAUAAUGGCCACCUUGUGUGUUGUAAUGUUCUAGCCUCUGCCUCAGAGAGUUGCAAUGUAUGCUGGGUGAUAUGCAAGUACACUGUCCCGUCUAGGACGUUGAUAGGGUAGAACAUAACGACGUAACAAAAGCCCUCCCACAAAACUCCACCCACUCACUGAAACCCGACACGCUCUGGGACUGCAUUCACAAAAGGUUCCUCACACACAGACGUAGCAGGAAAUGUGAAGCCUACGAGAGAGAAACCCUAACAUGAGAAAAGAGGAAAGAAAGAAAGGAUAGAGGGAAGAAGAGAGAGAGAGUAAGUAAAAGGAGAGAGGGAAAAAGGAGAGAAAGAAAAUCAGAAGGGCGCGAGAGAGAGAAAGAGAAAAAGAAGGGAGAGAAACAAAAAGAAAGGAGACAGAAAGAGUCAAAAAGGAGAGAUAAAGAGAGAGGAAGUGAGAGAAAAAAAGGAGAGAGAGCGAGAAAAAGGAGAAAGAAACCCUAACAUGGGGAUUUUAAAACCGUCUACCUUAUGUGAAAAGGUCCUAUUUGGAUCUCCAGUGUGAUCUUCACAGCUCCCUCAUCACAGUAGCUCUGUACCAUCCUAUCCACUGUGACCAGCCUAUCAGCAUCCUCCAG